UCGACUUAUGGAAAUGACAGUAACAGGAGAAUAAGAUAAAACAAGAUAACAUCAUUUGAUAUUGAAGAUGGCAGCUAUCGCAAAACUUAAGGAUAUGGGCUGGUACUUGACUACCAGUGGAAUUGAAGAAUGUAGUGCAGAAAAUGAAAAUGCUCCUAUCAACAAAAUAACAGAAAUUGCCAAGGAUACUGAUUUGAAGGAUAUUGGAGAAAGAUGGCUCCCAGCUGAUGUCAACAGAGGAAAAUGUGAAUACGUUCAAGGACCAGGGGUUCUUCAAAUUCAGAAGAUUCGUAAUGUAACAGCUCCAAAAGACAAUGAAGAGUCAAACUAUGCUCCCCGCAUGUUGAAGCUGGUUUUGACUGAUGGUCAAGCAACAUGCAAUGCAUUAGAAAUGGAGAAACUAGAACGAAUCAGCUUAGACACUCCACCUGGUAGCAAGAUAUGUUUGAAAGGGAAAGUAGAGGUUGAACAUGGCUUCUUAAAGCUAUAUAAUCGGAAUGUAAACUUCAUUGGGGGAAGGGUAGACAGAAUUGCUGAUAACUGGGAACUGAAAAAGAAACUAUCAAAGCAGACUCGAGUUUAUGUGGGAUCUGAGGGAGGUCCACCCCCUUUUAUUCCAUUUGGACAAAAACCAAGAGAUAACAAAUCAACAACAGUAAAAAAGGAAACCCAGAACUUCAAAUCCCUGGAAGUUUCAACAAAAGAGAAGAAGUCAGAGGAUGAUGAAUUUGAACAGCAAAGAAAAGCUACAAUUGCUGAAGCUCUUCAGGCAAAAGAAGAAGGAAAAGCUAUGAACUUUGGAGGUCAAAAACAGAUGGGCCAGGACAAGGAUGUUGCUCGAAUUGUGGAAAUGGGAUUCACCACUCAACAAGCCAACCAAGCAUUAAAACAGAGCAAUGGAGAAUUAGGUCAGGCCAUUAAUGGAUUAUUAAGCAAUGACAGGAGGUCUGGUGGUGAGUUUGGAGGAAGAAAGGACAGAGGGGGAGAUGUGAAGCGAGACAUUCCCAGUAGAGAGGACAGGAGAGAAAGAGGUGGCAGAAAUAACAGAAGUCGAGAUGACGUAGAAAAUGAGGAGUCCAGACCAUCAGGGCCCACAACUCUAUUUGAUUUCCUAGAAACAAAAAUUAAACCUUCAAAGGAUGAAAAAGAUACAAAAGGAAAGUCAAGAGGGUCCCAGCCUUUACAAAGCUAUGAUUAUGCUGACAAUAGAUCUAGUGAUAAUAGGAGUUAUAAUAAUAGGAGAGAACCACAGACAAAAUAUCAGGAUCCUCCCCCCAGAUCAGGAAGAAAUGACAAUAGAGCUAACCAACGGAGACCAGAAUCUAGACAGAGUGAUAAAUCCAACUGGGAAAAUAAACCAAGUUAUAAUUCAGACAAGCCGUCCCGAAAUAAUGAUCGAGAGAAAUCGUAUAAUGAGAGUGGUAAAGGACAAGCAUUCAGUGUAGAGAGAUCUAACAAGUAUGAAAAUGACCACAGGAGAGACGGAGGGCAACAGAGAACAUCAGACAGAGGGGGCUUCAAUGAAAGAGGAAAUAGAAGUGAUAGGGGAGGUAACUCAGAACAGAGACCAUCAGAGAGAGGGGGCUACAACGAAAGAGGAAAUAGAGAGAAUAGAAGUGAUAGGGGAGGUAACUUGGAACAGAGACAAUCGGACAGAGGGGGCUUCAACAAAAAAGGAAAUAGAAGUGAUAAGGGAGGUAACUUAGAACAGAGACCAUCAGAUAGAGGGGGCUACAACGAAAGAGGAAACAGAGAGAAUAAAAGUGAUAGGGGAGGUAACUCAGAGAGAUACAGCGAUGGUAGACCUAAAACUGGGUAUGAAGACAAACGUCAAGGAAAGCCAAAGGACUACCAACAGAAUCGACCUAAAUCAGAGAUGUCUGGUCGUGAUUCAAGACAAGAUUCAUCUUAUCAGAAUAAACGAAACCAGCCUCCUCCCUCCAUAGAGAUGUAUGAUUCAAAUAUGCAGUAUAACAACCAGUAUACAAUGCCUCCAGCCUCAGUGCCACAGUAUGACCCUGGUGUCCCACCUCCCCCACUUCCUCAACAAUUUAACACAUCAGUGCCAAAUCAAGGGGUUUAUAACACAACAUGGAAGAGAGGAGAUAGAUGCAUGGCCAAGUACUGGGAAGACAACAAGUACUAUCCAGCAGUUGUGGAGAACUAUGAUCCCCGAUACCCUACCGUGGUUGUGAACUUUCCAGAUUAUGGUAAUUCUGAAGAAGUCCGACUUAGUGACGUCAGACCUGAUCCACAAUUCUUGGAGUCUGGAGGAAGCCUAGGACCCCCUGCACUACCUCAACAAUACGGAUCAUCCAGUAAUUCUCAAAUCCAAACCAUGGAGUUCCAUCGCAAGCGGCCGGAUCAAACCGACAGGCAGCAAAAGUUCUACCAACCACCUAAUCGCCAGCCGUUACACUGAAACUUAAGGACUUACCAUCAAAGUAUUCACAAAUAGGAUUGGAACAAACCUGUUCCUUAAGUUUUAAAAGACUUUUCAUAAUAAACCAGUGUAUUUCUGUGCAAUUUAUUGAAAAAUUUAAUUUUUACUUUUGAAUUAUAUUCUGGUAAAACCAGUUGUGUUAAUAAACUUAUUAGCAGUUUCAAUU
Messenger RNA from Saccostrea echinata, 2609 nucleotides. Its product is annotated as tudor domain-containing protein 3-like. The record is from RefSeq and is a predicted model, not a curated record. The coding region runs from base 68 to 2422 and encodes 784 amino acids. Gene Ontology annotation, molecular function: RNA binding; protein binding. The transcript has 13 exons. NCBI's taxonomy places the organism in Eukaryota, Metazoa, Mollusca, Bivalvia, Ostreida, Ostreidae. Gene Ontology annotation, cellular component: cytoplasm; nucleus. Gene Ontology annotation, biological process: mRNA processing.